Messenger RNA from Clonostachys solani, 366 nucleotides. NCBI's taxonomy places the organism in Eukaryota, Fungi, Ascomycota, Sordariomycetes, Hypocreales, Bionectriaceae. The record is from the annotation of a GenBank genome assembly.
AUGCGUUUCGCUACGAUCGCCGCCUCUGCCUCCGUCUUCGUCGCCGGCACUCAAGCCGCAGGACCCAGCGCGCGCAAUGAUCCCCAUAUCUCCGAUUUCCGUCUCUGGGGCUCACCCACCUGCAGCGGAACGCAAAACUAUGGCAUCUGGACAGUCCUUCAAUCGGACACAAGCAAGUGCACAAGCCUGCACUUGAAUGACCCAACCGGCCCUUCUGUCUAUGGUAUCGGCCUCGGUGAUAUUUCAGACAACUUCAAGCUCUUCAUUUUCGUUGAAGAGGACUGUUACGGAGAACCAUUCCAGGCCACCCUUGGAGGAUGUGAUGCUGCAAACCCGGAGUGGAAGUCUUUCAUUAUCAGGCAGUAG